Messenger RNA from Trypanosoma conorhini, 306 nucleotides. RefSeq lists its product as uncharacterized. The transcript has a single exon. The record is from RefSeq and is a predicted model, not a curated record. The annotation marks the transcript as partial. NCBI's taxonomy places the organism in Eukaryota, Euglenozoa, Kinetoplastea, Trypanosomatida, Trypanosomatidae.
AUGGAUACAGAAAGCGUACUCCUCGUCCCUGCCAGGGUGUGUGUGUUUAUAUUUUGUCUUCACCGCCUACGCAGCAGCGCCGACAAGGGCAGCCGUGAGCAGCAGCGACAUCAGCAGCAGAGGUGCACGCAGAAGCAGAGCGUUGGCGGCAGUACCGUCCGCAGAAUUGGCCACAGUUUUCUGAGUGGCGCUGCUGUUGGUGGCGGCUUCAUGCGCCGAAGCCUGCGUGGCACCGGCAGUGGACUGCGCGGGGCUUGCCAAGUCGCUGCCGUGCCCAGUCGUCGUUGGAAUUUCCGUACCGCCUCG